AUGGCACUCCUUCAGCUGCUCUUCUUUGCCAUGCUGGCCGCUGCCCGUGGCUCCUCAGAGGAGCAGACAGACGGCAUCACCAUUGCCUACCAAGUAUUGGAGGUUUAUCCCCAAAGCCGGAGAGUGCUCAUAACCUGUGAUGCUCCUGAGGCACCCCGGCCCAUCACAUACUCUCUCCUGGCUAGCCGAGGUGUCCUGGUGGCAAAAAAGGUUGUGCAUGACUCCGCGCCGGCCUCCUUCAACAUCAAUAUCACGAUCAAGUCCAGCCCAGACCUGCUCACCUACUCCUGCCAGGCAGCCUCGAACUCGGGCACCUAUGGACCCAGCAGCAGGCUGCAGAUGUACCGGGAAUUGUGGGCUAAGCCAGUGUCUCAGCUGCAGGCCAACUUCGUCCUGCGCCACAGGGAGUCAGGCCCCACUGUGGAGCUGACCUGCCUGGCAUCCUCAGGCAGCCCCCCCAUCACCUACCGCUUGGUGGGGAACGGUGGGCGUGUUCUUGCACAGCAAAGGCCACUCCACGGAAAACCUGCCAACUUCUCCCUCCCGCUGUCCCAGACCUCCGACUGGUUCCAGUGCGAAGCUGAAAACAAUGUCGGUGUGGACAGCAGCGCCCGCAUCCCGCUGCCCCCAGCAGAGGCCCGAGCCAAGCUGGUGACCGCUCUCCCAGGGGAGCUGCCCCUGACACCCACCUGCAUUUUGGCUGGCAGCCUCGUCUCCAUAGCCGUUAUUGCUUCCAGGAUGCUGAGCUCGACCAGGUAA
Messenger RNA from Mus pahari (shrew mouse), 759 nucleotides. RefSeq names its product chromosome 14 C17orf99 homolog (gene C14H17orf99). The coding region runs from base 1 to 759 and encodes 252 amino acids. NCBI's taxonomy places the organism in Eukaryota, Metazoa, Chordata, Mammalia, Rodentia, Muridae. The record is from RefSeq and is a predicted model, not a curated record. The transcript is spliced from 5 exons.